GCAUGUUCAUGUCAAUAAUCUUUGAGGUAUUGACCAGCAUAAGCUACUGGGAGAAUCUCUGCUUGUUCAUCUCGAAGAUCUCUGCGGCAUUGACCAGUGUUACCCAUGGUUGCUUAGGAUGGAUCAAUUUGCUCGCUCCAUGUGUCCAAACUGUUCCGUCUUACCUGCCUAAAUCGUUCUCAAAUGGUGCCAUCAACUUAACGAAUUACUGGGGAAGCUUUUCGCUCUUGGGCGUGUUGUGUGGGGCCGUGAUAAUUUGGCAGUGUUGCUUCAGGGCUGUACUUCGUAAGGAAUCGUUAGGGGGUAAGUGACUGAGGGACUGAUUGUCGACUGAUAUUGUAAGACUUGCAGACUUUUCGACCGAUUUGCCGAAUUACUUACUGACUAUCUGGUGGACUGACAGACCGACCUUGUGACUGAGAAAUUGACGGCUGUCUAAAAGGCCGAAAAAAGUCUGUCUGAUUGACUUAGUGCUCGACUGACCGAGUGACUGAAUAGCUGACUGAGUGAUUGAUUGGUUUGUCUCUUUAGUAGCAGGUCACAUUCACGAGGAAAGCCCAGCUGUGCCCAUUUGCCUAAAAUUUCUCCUCAGAAAAUGCUCGGAGGGCACAGAAUGCCCAGAGCAUCAUUGUUUUCUGCCUUAUCAUUGGCAAUAUAAUGUAUCCAGUGGAGUUGAAUGGAAAAACUUCAGUGAGAAAGACAACUUAGCGUUGGAAAAGCUGUACUGUGACGUGAACGUAGAGGGACCAGUUAAAUUGAACCUAGCCCAAGCAAUUGCAAGGUAGGUUCUUUUCCUAAUGCGAUCCUCCCUGGGCCGUAACACUUAUGCGCAAAUGAAAUAGGGUAUUGUAUUGUAAGUAACGUGCGUGAAUAUAGGUAAGUGAAAUAUCCGAAGGUUAAAACCACAAGUAAUGUAUCAUAUAUAAGUGGUGAGGGGCAAAUAAAAAUUCUUGAUUAUAACGCGCACGUAGUAGUUGGUAAUUGUGAUUGGUCACUUUGACGAGUUAGUUACAUAAUGUUACAAUACAGGGGGCGGGGAUCCAGGGGAAGUCGGUACGUACCUCCCCUCCCUCCAACCCCCUCCCCUCUCACCAGACACCAAAGUUUUCCCAAUGUGAGAAUGCAUGGUGAAGUGCAGCAGUGUGUUAAUCCAAUAGAAAAUUCUCACAGCGUUUGCGUUUGCGUUUGCGUUUGCGUUUUGUAGCGACUUAUACUGCAAAUGAAUGCCACAGCUUACACUCCUACUUCUCUCAACAGAUGUAAAGUAUUCUGGUAAUACCAAAAUAAUCUUUGAUUUUCCUUCUUUAUGAUAAUUCGUAGUGAUGGAAAGACUUUGCCACCAUGGGAAUGUGAAGUCUCAAUCGACGUUAACAGCAUGACCUUGUCAUUAAAACCAACGGCAGGAAUUUGCGCUGCAGGCUAUGGCUCUGGAAAAUUAAGGCGCUUUGCCACUCCACCUUGCUCCACAAACCCAGGUCACCCUCUCUCCACGAACUGGAGAUGGUAUUGGGAAGAUAAUGGCGGCGUCUGGUGUAUGUACGAGAAGGACCACUUGGUAAAUUGUACUUUUAUAGUGUAUCUUUAGACUGUGUUUGAAAUCUUAGAGAGCCCAGAACAUUCAUAUGUCAGGUUUUAUAUUGUUUCCUUUCAUCGUCCUCCUCAUCGCUAGACGUUACUUUCUGAUUUCACUUCGUAUUUUACAAGCUAUCGUAAUCGCAAAACUCUUCUUAAAAGAUACAAAGUAUUUGGUAUUUUUCCCUUAUGAAAUAUCUCUCAAAUGUAUCUGAAGUUUAAAUCAUAAUUCCUGUAAAACCGAUUAAAGAUAAAUUCAAGUAGUAUUGCAUGAUGGCUGCCUAUUUGAACACUUUGAAAAACUCUAUUAAAAAUAUCGCAUUAUGGCACCCACUAUAAUUCUAUAAAAUCAACAAAUGAGAUGUCAAUUCCUAAAGAGAACUAGCUACAUCUUACUCGACAGUGUUAGUUGAUCCGCAUUAAUAUCGACUCACAUUUUGUUUUUAAGGGAAGAAAUCUACAAGAACUGAUAGAGCACGCUUUCCUUGAAGGGUUGAAGCAAAAUGAGACAGACUAUACGUUCAAUUUCAAAGUCAAAGCUCAUGAGUACUACUUGGUCUUUCAUUCAGAGAAAGGCAUGCACCAAGUAAACAUGCAAUACGGUACCAAAAGAAAGGUGAAACGAAGACCAGAAAGAUUUAUAUCACCUGAAGAAAUGACCGUCUUUAAAAGGUAA
Pocillopora meandrina is the source of this 2248-nucleotide messenger RNA. Lineage: Eukaryota; Metazoa; Cnidaria; Anthozoa; Scleractinia; Pocilloporidae. The record is from the annotation of a GenBank genome assembly.